AUGAGUGACGACAUUGAAAAAGAAAUUAAAGCCACACAAGCAAAACGUGCUUUAAUUACUGAAGAAGACAUUAGCAAAGCAGUUUUAAAUAAUGAGAAGCAUGCCAGUAUGGCUGGUGUUUCUUAUGAUACUGAUCUUUACACAACUGAUAAAUUUGCAGGUUAUUCUACCUCUUUACCUGUCGAUGAAGAAGAAGAGGAAGAGGAUGAAGUUUAUCAAGAAACAAAACGUAAAUUAAAUUCAUAUACAGCUUCUAAAGAUAUUAUCGAUGAAUCUAGAGAAGGCGCAGAUGCUUAUGAUCCUUUUGCUGACACAAUGCGUGAACGUACUGUUGCUGGAAAACAAAAUGAAUACCAACAACGUCGUUUUAAUCGUAUGUUAUCACCUAGUAGAAAAGACGCAUUUGGAGAAGAUCAAGGAGAUAAUGAAUCUCGAUCUUAUUCUGAAGUAGCUCGUGAAGCUGAAUUGGAAAAAGAAGAACAAAGAGUUUUAUCGAUUAUUGCACAAAAGAAAAAGGAAGAAGCACAAAAUGGUACCAGUGCUCAACAACAACAACAACAAGCACAAACAAAUGUUGAAGAAACACCUACUACACGUAAAAAGAGAAGAUGGGAUGUAGCCACACCUGUUACUCAAAAUGUAGAAGCAACACCCGUAGCUAGUACUAAACGAUCUCGUUGGGAUGCUACCCCUGUAAGACCUUCUGAAUGGGAUGUAGAUGCUACUCCUCGCGCUACCCCUAAGCGUUCUCGUUGGGAUGCCACUCCUGUAGCUGCUGAUUUGGUCGCAGCAACACCUGUAGGCGGUACAGGCAUGAUGACGCCUUUACCUGGACAAGCAUCAUAUAUAACACCUGAAGCUGCAAAUGCUUUACGUUGGGAACGUGAAUUAGAUGCUCGUAAUCGUCCUUUAUCUGAUGAAGAAUUAGAUGCUAUGUUUCCUACCACUGGUUAUAAAAUCCUUGAGCCUCCUGCUGGUUAUGAACCUAUUCGUACACCUGCUCGUAAGUUAACAGCAACACCUACACCAAUGGGUGAUACAGGCUUCGUUAUGCAAGAAGAACAAAGACAAAUAAUUGUACCUGAACUUCCUCAGGAAAUUCCUGGUGUUGGUGCUUUACCAUUUUUCAAGGAAGAGGAUAUGCAACAUUUCGGUAAAUUACUGGACGAAAAGGAUGAGAGCACAAUGUCGGUUGAUGAGCUUAAGGAACGUAAAAUUAUGCGUUUGUUAUUAAAGAUUAAAAAUGGUACACCACCUAUGCGUAAAGGUGCACUGCGUCAUAUUACAGAUAAGGCUCGUGAUUUUGGGCCUGGUCCUUUGUUCAACCAAAUUUUACCUUUGCUUAUGUCUCCCACUUUAGAAGAUCAAGAACGUCACUUAUUGGUCAAAGUUAUUGAUCGUAUUCUUUAUAAGUUAGAUGAUUUAGUUCGUCCUUUUGUACACAAGAUUUUGGUCGUUAUUGAACCUCUUUUAAUUGAUGAAGACUACUAUGCUCGUGUUGAGGGUCGUGAAAUUAUCUCAAAUUUAUCAAAGGCAGCUGGUCUUCCUACCAUGAUUACUACAAUGCGUCCAGAUAUUGACCAUCCUGAUGAGUAUGUUCGUAAUACAACAGCUCGUGCGUUUUCAGUUGUUGCCUCUGCCUUAGGUAUUCCUGCUCUUUUACCUUUCUUGAAAGCUGUUUGUCGUUCAAAGAAAUCAUGGCAGGCACGCCAUACAGGUAUCAAGAUUGUUCAACAAGUUGCUAUUCUUAUGGGCUGUGCUGUUUUGCCUCAUCUUAAAAAUUUAGUUGAAGCAAUUGGACAUGGUCUUGAAGACGAUCAACAAAAGGUACGUACGAUUACUGCUUUAGCUAUUGCUGCCUUAGCCGAAGCAGCUGCUCCAUAUGGUAUAGAAUCUUUUGAUUCUGUCCUUAAACCCUUAUGGUUGGGUAUUCGUAAACAUCGUGGUAAAGGUCUUGCCGCCUUCUUGAAAGCUAUUGGUUACAUUAUUCCUUUGAUGGACGAUGAAUAUGCCAAUUAUUAUACAAAGGAGGUUAUGGUCAUUUUGAUUCGUGAAUUCCAAUCCCCUGAUGAAGAAAUGAAGAAAAUUGUAUUGAAAGUUGUAAAACAAUGUGCUGCUACAGAUGGUGUUAUGCCUGCUUAUAUUAAGGAAGAGAUUUUACCUGAAUUCUUUAAGCAUUUCUGGGUUCGUCGUAUGGCCCUUGAUCGUCGUAACUACAAACAAGUAGUUGAGACAACAGUUGAAUUAGCUAAUAAAGUAGGCGUUUCUGAAAUUGUGAGUCGUAUUGUCAAUGAUUUAAAGGAUGAAAGUGAGCCCUAUCGUAAAAUGGUAAUGGAAACAAUUGAAAAAAUUGUAUCCAACUUGGGUGCAGCUGAUAUUGAUCCUCGUCUUGAAGAACUAUUGAUUGAUGGUAUUCUUUAUGCAUUCCAAGAACAGACAGUUGAAGAUAUUAUCAUGUUGAACGGUUUUGGUACUGUUGUUAAUGCUUUAGGCAUGCGUAUUAAACCUUAUCUUCAACAAAUCUGUUAUACCAUCUUAUGGCGUUUAAAUAACAAAUCUGCCAAGGUCCGUCAACAGGCCGCUGAUUUAAUCUCACGUAUCGCUGUUGUUAUGAAGAGUUGUGGAGAAGAGAAAUUGAUGAGUCAAUUAGGCCAAAUUCUUUAUGAAUAUUUAGGUGAAGAAUAUCCAGAGGUCUUGGGUUCCAUCUUGGGAGCCCUCAAAUCUAUUGUAAAUGUAAUUGGUAUGGCAAGCAUGACCCCUCCCAUUAAGGAUCUUUUACCUCGUUUAACUCCAAUUUUACGUAAUCGUCAUGAAAAGGUACAAGAAAAUUGUAUUGAUCUUGUUGGUCGUAUUGCAGAUCGUGGUGCUGAAUAUGUCUCUGCUCGUGAAUGGAUGCGAGUUUGCUUCGAAUUGCUUGACCUCUUAAAGGCACACAAGAAAGGUAUCCGUCGUGCCUCCGUUAAUACCUUUGGUUAUAUUGCUAAAGCCAUUGGUCCUCAAGAUGUUUUAGCUACUUUAUUAAAUAACUUAAAGGUCCAGGAACGUCAAAACCGUGUAUGUACAACUGUAGCUAUUGCUAUUGUAGCUGAAACAUGUGCUCCCUUCACUGUACUCCCUGCUUUAAUGAACGAAUAUAGAGUACCUGAACUUAAUGUACAGAAUGGUGUAUUGAAGUCACUUUCAUUUAUUUUUGAAUAUGUAGGUGAAAUGGGUAAAGAUUAUAUUAAUGCUGUAGCUCCUUUGCUAGAAGAUGCGUUGAUGGAUCGUGAUCUUGUUCAUAGACAAACUGCUUGUACCACCAUUAAACAUAUGGCUCUUGGUGUUGUUGGUCUUGGAUGUGAAGAUUCUCUUCGUCAUUUACUAAAUUAUAUUUGGCCAAAUAUAUUUGAAACAAGUCCACAUGUUAUCAAUGCAGUCAUGGAAGCUAUUGAAGGUCUUCGUGUUGCACUUGGUCCAGCUACUAUUCUUCAGUAUACAUUACAAGGUCUUUUCCAUCCUGCAAGAAAAGUUCGUGAAGUGUAUUGGAAGAUUUAUAAUACUUUGUAUAUUGGAAGUCAAGAUUCGUUAGUGCCUUACUAUCCAAGAUUGGAAAACGACGAACGCAACCAUUAUAUUCGAAAUGAGUUAGAUUAUGUCCUCUAA
Cokeromyces recurvatus is the source of this 3642-nucleotide messenger RNA. Its product is annotated as splicing factor 3B subunit 1. The coding region runs from base 1 to 3642 and encodes 1213 amino acids. Gene Ontology annotation, molecular function: mRNA binding. Lineage: Eukaryota; Fungi; Mucoromycota; Mucoromycetes; Mucorales; Mucoraceae. Gene Ontology annotation, cellular component: U2 snRNP; U2-type prespliceosome; catalytic step 2 spliceosome. The record is from RefSeq and is a predicted model, not a curated record. Gene Ontology annotation, biological process: spliceosomal complex assembly. The transcript is spliced from 3 exons.